This is a messenger RNA of Poecilia latipinna (sailfin molly), 1315 nucleotides long. RefSeq names its product serum amyloid A (gene saa). The record is from RefSeq and is a predicted model, not a curated record. The coding region runs from base 865 to 1230 and encodes 121 amino acids. Lineage: Eukaryota; Metazoa; Chordata; Actinopteri; Cyprinodontiformes; Poeciliidae. Gene Ontology annotation, cellular component: extracellular region. The transcript is spliced from 4 exons.
AAAAAAGGUAAGACUGUUCACAGCUAAAAUGCAUAUAAACAGUUAAAAACAAAACAUGCAAAACAUGGCAGUGUGACUCAUGAAACCAUGUGUAUAACUACAUUUCUCUGAGGUAUAUGCUAAAAUAUAAUAUCUGUAAAGAGAACACAGAGCUGAUCUUAAUGCUUAAUACAGUUACAGGCAACAACGGAAAAAGGGGAGGAGCUGACAGUUUCUGGUGGAAAUGGUAACCGCCAACUGUCAAGAGCAACAGAACGAAACUUUUACAUCAAUAAAUGCCAGGAGAAAAUAACUUUCAGACUGAACAAAAAUGAAUUUGAAGAAUAAAUAAACCCAUUUUGGCAAACUUUAUCUGUAAUAUCAAUAAAAUGAAACAUUUAUGAUGACUAAACCAGACAUUUUCACCAACCCUAACCAAAAAUUAAUUCAUACCCCACCUCUAAACCUGACCCCUGACCUUAUACAAGGGGGUCCAUGGCACUGCAUUAGAACCGGACUUUGGCCCCAUAAGGGCCACUGGUCUAUGCCAGAAAUGGUCCUAAAUAGGACACACACACGCACACAGUUCCAGUUUUAUUUUUUCUUGCUGUGGAAAAACUGCAUCAUAAUGACUCAAUUCUUAAACCUACCAAAUAAAAAGAAAAACCCAGAGGGUAACAUGGUUUGUUUCUGUUUUGAUAUGAUGCGCUCUUCUUUCACUUUCACCAGUCAGGUAUUGUAAAAAAUAAUCUGGAUUUCCCCCGGUUCUGAAAUACAGCCCAUUUGUUGCCACAGAAUAUAAAAGGGACUUGUCUCUGCAGUUAGCAGAACGAAUCCUUGAGGUUUUACUGAAACGUCUGCACACUCUGAGAAGCUUCUGCAACAAUGAAGAUGCUUUUAGCAGGAAUUGUUCUAAUUUUCAUCGCUGGAUCUGAAGCUCAUUGGUACAAUUUUCCUGGUGAAGCUGCUCAAGGAGCUGUUGAUAUGUGGAGAGCCUAUCAUGACAUGAAAGAAUCCAACUGGAAGAACGGUGAUAAAUACUUUCAUGCCAGAGGAAACUAUGAAGCUGCGCAGAGAGGACCAGGAGGCGUGUGGGUUGCAGAGGUCAUCAGUGAUCUCAGAGAGUUGGUGCAGGGAAUGUCGGGUCAGGGUCCUGAAGACGAAGCUGCUGAUCAGGCAGCAAAUCACUGGGGACGAAGCGGAGGAGAUCCAAACCGCUACAGGCCAAAGGGACUUCCAGAGAAAUACUGAGAAAUUUAAAAAACUCCUGUUAAAACAUUACAGUGUUGAAGCCUAAAUGAUCUCAGUUGCAAUGUGUGGCAAAUUAAAAAAGGUA